GGAAGAAAAAGGCGAAGAGGGGGGAAAUGGGUUUGAUAACGUCGGAAACGGAGAUCACCACGGCGAUUCCGGCGGCGAGGCUGUUCAAAGCAUUCGUCACCGACGGCGACACCCUCAUCCCCAAAAUCGCGCCGCAGGCGUUCAAGAGCUUCGGGAUCCUCGAAGGCGACGGCGGCCCUGGCACCAUCAAGCAAAUCCAAAUGGGCGAAGGUGCUGGACUUCAGUUUGUGAAGCACAAGAUCGAGUCACUGGACAAGGAGAGCAUGUCCAUGAGCUACACUGUGAUAGAAGGCGAUCCAAUGCUCGCGAAGGCCGAGGCGAUCGCGGUCGAGCUGAAGGUGGAGGCAGCAGCCGAUGGAGGUUCCAAAGGGGAGCACAUCACCACUGUGACUCCAAAGCCAGGAGUGGAGGUCAAGGCAGAGGAAGCCAUGGCUGGGAAAGGAAUGGCUAUGGCUGUUCUGAAUGCUGUCGAUGCUUACCUCGUUGCCAAUCCUCAAGCUUAUGCUUACAAAAAAGAAAUAAUCACCAUGGGCGUCCACGUUUACACAGAGGAGAACCCAUCCCCUGUUGCUCCAUCGAGGCUGUUCAAAGCCCUGAUUGGAGACUCUGAAACCCUCAUGCCCAAGCUCCUUCCUCAGGUCAUUAAGUCACUCGCACUCGUCGAAGGUGAUGGCGGCGUUGGCUCCAUCAGGCUCAUCGCUUUCCACGAAGGGGUGCCGAGCAAGAGCGUGAAGACAAGGGUGGAUGCCACGGAUGCGGAGAAGUUCACUCACAAGUACACGCUGCUGGAGGGAGACCUGUUGAACGAGAAGAUCGAGAGCAUUUCGUACGAGAUGGAGUUUGCCCCUGGACCCGACGGGGGAACCAUCGGGAAGAUCAAGGCCACCUACGUUACCAAGGGCGAGGGGCCGCCGACCGAGGAGGAGCGCAAGAAAGGGAAAGAAACCAGCUUGGCCAUGUUCAAGGUUGUGGAAGGUUACCUGCAGCAAAACCCAGAUGCCUACGUUUGA
Molecule: messenger RNA, 1010 nt
Organism: Linum tenue
Lineage: Eukaryota; Viridiplantae; Streptophyta; Magnoliopsida; Malpighiales; Linaceae
Source: the annotation of a GenBank genome assembly